UCAGCCCUGGAGCGUCUCCUGACCGAGCUGGAAGAUUUCCUGCGCGUCCUGGACAAGGAGAACCUCAGCAGUGCCGCCAUCCUGAGAAAAUGUCUCCUCUCCGAAAUCCUCCAGAUGUACGUCAAAUCCAACAGCAGCUGCGAUGAGGAAUAUAUCUACAUGAACAAAGUUCCCGAAAUAUUGGACAAAUCAGCCAAAGAGGUUCUGACCAAUGGGACGAUAUCUCAGCACUCGGCACCGCCCCAGAAGAGCCUCCCGGACCUCCCGCCUUCAAAAGGGGAGAAAGAACAGGUGCCUGCCGCCAAGGCUGACUCUCCGGAGGGGUACUAUGAGGAGGCUGAGCCCUACGACGCAUCCAUUAACGAGGACGGAGACGCCGUCAGCAGCUCCUACGAGUCCUACGAUGAAGAAGAAAACCUCAAGAAGUCGUCGGCCCAUCAGCACCAAUGGCCGUCCACGGAGGCGUCCAUCGAGCUGAUGAAGGACGCACUGAUCUGCGCAUUCCUCUGGAGGAAGAAGUGGCUGGGCCAGUGGGCCAAACAGCUCUGUGUUAUCAAGGACAACAGACUGCUGUGCUAUAAGAGCUCCAAGGAUCACAAUCCUCUGCUGGACGUCUGUCUCCUCGGCUGCACCGUCACCCACAAAGAGAAACAAGUGCGGAAGAAGGAGCACAAGCUGAAAAUCACUCCGACCAACACCGAUGUCAUUGUGCUGGGGAUGCAGAGCAAAGACCAGGCCAUGCAAUGGCUGAAGGUCAUCCAGGACAUCGGCGGUCUGCAGGCGGACGCGGCCCCCGAGAUCUCGCUGAGCGGAGAAAUCACCGACAGAUACUCAGCGGCCUCUGAAAGUGGGAGCAGCACCGACGGGCACCCCGAGAAUACCGAGGUGAAGGAAGUGAAGAAGAAAGGGUCCUCCGGCCUCAAACUCAGCAACCUGAUGAAUCUGGGCCGGAAGAAGUCGUCCUCCAUGGAGAGUCCGGACAAGAGUCUGGAGACGUCCAAUUACCUGAACGUUCUGAUCAACAGCCAAUGGAAGUCGCGCUAUUGCUGCAUCCGGGACGGUCAGCUCCACUUCUAUCAGGACAGAAACAGGAGCAAAGCCGCCACCCAUCCCGUGUCCCUGCUGGGGUGUGACAUCGUUCCGCAGCCCUCCCCCGACCACCUCUACUCCUUCCGCAUCCUGCAUAACGGGGAGCAGCUGGCCACGCUGGAGGCGAAGACCUCGGAGGACAUGGGGCACUGGCUGGGUCUUCUCCUGUCCGAAUCCGGAUCAAAAACCGACCCGGAGGAGUUUGAUUACGAUUAUGUGGAUGCGGAGCGCGUCUCCUGUAUCGUGAGCGCCGCGAAGAACUCCUACUUUUUAAUGCAAAGGAAAUAUUCUGAGCCCAACACCUAUAUUGACAACCCGCGCGGUGGGAGGAGCCAGCAAGACGAUCUCUAUGAUGAUGUCGACAUGUCAGAUGCAGUGGAGGAGGAGCCUAAAACCGAGGCGCGAAAGGAAGUAGAAGACCACACCUACCUGGAUCUGCUUCCGGCACGGUCCUUCCUGCACGGUGCUCCGAAGAAAUGUCCCGAUAAAGGCCCGCCGAGCUCUCCGGGGCCGGAAAUCGAGGAGGAGCCUAAAACCGAGGCGCGAAAGGAAGUAGAAGACCACACCUACCUGGAUCUGCUUCCGGCACGGUCCUUCCUGCACGGUGCUCCGAAGAAAUGUCCCGAUAAAGGCCCGCCGAGCUCUCCGGGGCCGGAAAUCGCCAAAACGAGAGACGAGGAAGCAGAGGCCGCCAUGUCUAGUGACCCAGAACCGCCGCGUCCGGUCCGAGAGGAAACCGAGCCGAGUGCAGAGGAGACGACUCCCGGCCUGCAGGUGAAAGCCGAGAGCGGCGUGACGGCCAGUCCGCUGCUCGGGAAAAACAAGAUGGAGAAAGGAAAACCGACCAAUCCAGACGCCAUUGAGACUAAAUUUGGCAAGAACCGCACGGAGGCGGAAGCCAGGCGCUUCACGGAGGUGAAGGAGAAGCUGGAGAAAGAGAGGGAGGAGAUUCGUGUGCAGCUGGCCCAGCUCCGAAAAGAAAGGCGGGAACUCAAGGAGAGCAUCGCCAACUGCAGCGACAAGAGUGCGCUAACCAGCCUGGAGGAGAAGCUGAAGAGUAAGGAGGAGGAGUGCAAGCAGCGGGAGAACCAGCGGGUGGACCUGGAGCUUCAGAUUGUAGACGUGAAGGAGAAUCUCAGAAAGGCCGAGUCGGGGCCCGUUACUCUGGGCACUGCGGUCGACCCGGCCCACCUGGACAGCAGUCAGUCAGUUAAAUGUAACAGCCCGGGCCACACCUCCGAAUCCUCGCCAGUAAAUUCCGCAAUGGCGCUCAAAGCCCGACCGUUGUCCAUUAUGACCACUGGCAAAGGAACCGUCCUACAGAAGGCCAAGGAAUGGGAGAAGAAAGGAGCCAGCUAGAACUACAACAUCAUCUUCUAAAUGGACUGAGACCCUUGUGUCUGAUUGACAUUUAAUUUAUGGGAUGUCAGAGACUUGUCACAUUGUGGUGAAGAACAUCCUCCAGUGAGGGGGGGACCUCAUUUUUUUUUUACUUUGCACAUAGUGGUGCUCCAAGGGACCAAAGCCAAGACAUAUGCCACUCGCCCCCACAC
Messenger RNA from Nanorana parkeri, 2642 nucleotides. It is a transcript of the gene AFAP1L2, whose product is annotated as actin filament associated protein 1 like 2. NCBI's taxonomy places the organism in Eukaryota, Metazoa, Chordata, Amphibia, Anura, Dicroglossidae. The annotation marks the transcript as partial. Gene Ontology annotation, cellular component: cytosol. Gene Ontology annotation, molecular function: SH2 domain binding; SH3 domain binding. Gene Ontology annotation, biological process: regulation of interleukin-6 production; positive regulation of epidermal growth factor receptor signaling pathway; inflammatory response. The record is from RefSeq and is a predicted model, not a curated record. The transcript has 19 exons.